AUGGGCCGCAAUAGAAAAGGGCGACAAUGCGGAGGCUACAGCUGCAAGAAAGAGAGAUUCGUAUUGCUUCAACGCUGGCAGCAAGAGGUAGACAAGAUAUCAAACAAAAAUGCAUUGAGGAGGAAAACGCAACACAGACUAGCGGAUCAACAAAGACGUGCACAAGGUGUCGAAUCUGUGCGCCGUAGAGUGAAACUGGAUAUACUGGCGGAUUGGACCAACGCUCGUCUUAAGGACGAUUACAUCGAGCGAAUAAAGCGCGAGGGAGCGCUAUCAAUCGCUUCGGAAAUCGGCCGUGCAAGAGUUCGUAUCGCUGCAGGAGCGGUGUAUCUACAAAAUCGCGCAGUCAUUUGA
This is a messenger RNA of Plasmopara halstedii, 354 nucleotides long. RefSeq lists its product as uncharacterized. The coding region runs from base 1 to 354 and encodes 117 amino acids. The transcript is spliced from 3 exons. Lineage: Eukaryota; Oomycota; Peronosporomycetes; Peronosporales; Peronosporaceae. The record is from RefSeq and is a predicted model, not a curated record.